This is a messenger RNA of Penaeus indicus, 972 nucleotides long. Its product is annotated as zinc finger protein 784-like. The record is from RefSeq and is a predicted model, not a curated record. Gene Ontology annotation, molecular function: RNA polymerase II cis-regulatory region sequence-specific DNA binding; DNA-binding transcription repressor activity, RNA polymerase II-specific. The coding region runs from base 1 to 972 and encodes 323 amino acids. The transcript has 5 exons. Gene Ontology annotation, biological process: regulation of transcription by RNA polymerase II. Gene Ontology annotation, cellular component: nucleoplasm. Lineage: Eukaryota; Metazoa; Arthropoda; Malacostraca; Decapoda; Penaeidae.
AUGAAAGGUGGUGUUGGUGUGCUUUUGCGUUGGACAGAGAAGGGUCAUGGCACUAGGCUCGAGGCGGACGUGGCCAGGGCACAUAGAGCAGCAGGGACGGCGGUAGUUGCGGCGGCGGCGGCGGUAGGCAUAGUCGGUCUGGCUGGCGCGGAGGGGAUCACCGCAGACGGCAGGCAUCAGUGCAGGCUAUGCGGAAGGAUAUUCACGGAACGGAACAACUUGCAGCGCCACCUGCGGAUCCACACGGGCUUCAAGCCGUACCGGUGCCCGCUCUGCCCUUACGAGUCGAACCGCAACGGGAACCUGGUCAGGCACAUGGAGUUCAAGCAUGGCCGGACCCAGAUAGCAAGGUCGGCACUUGGGCAUGACAUUGGCUCCAAAGUACGAACUAAGAGAGCGCAGGUCGUUGCUGUGAACGCCUCCUCUAGCCUUGGCACGAGGUUACUCUGCGUCUCGGGGGAAAAAUGCCUAUGUCUACUAGAUAGCAGUGUCACGACGAGUAGGAAAAUCAAGUUUGCACUUAAGUUGCCCUUAGAUGUUGAAGCACCAGUUGGUGACGACAACGGCAGGUCUGAGCCUCGCCUUGUGUUGCAGGGAAGCCAGGCUUGUCGGGCAGGACUCGGUACCUUCACCAGCUGCCCCACCUGCGGCCAGCGCUUCCACGGCGUGUACCAGAAGUACAACCUGAAGCGGCACAUGAGCAUUCACACGGGGGAGCGGCCGUACCCGUGCCCGCGCUGCCCCGCCGCCUUCAACCAGAAGUGCAACAUGAAGCGCCACCUCGAGUCUGUCCACGGCGUGCAAGCGGGCGGCGGCCAGGCGGCGGGGGCGGCGGGCCUCCAAGACGCCAAUGCCCACGUGCCCGGGGCGGCAGCGGCGGUGGAGCGCGCUGACGGUCGGCCCACCCCCCCUGGAGGCCGACUGGGCGAGAAGCAGGCAGCGGCGCAGGGGGGCGAGUGGGAAGUGAACUGA